Culex quinquefasciatus (southern house mosquito) is the source of this 3945-nucleotide messenger RNA. RefSeq lists its product as uncharacterized. NCBI's taxonomy places the organism in Eukaryota, Metazoa, Arthropoda, Insecta, Diptera, Culicidae. The coding region runs from base 1 to 3945 and encodes 1314 amino acids. Gene Ontology annotation, biological process: DNA integration. Gene Ontology annotation, molecular function: nucleic acid binding. The transcript is spliced from 3 exons. The record is from RefSeq and is a predicted model, not a curated record.
AUGGGCCAAAGAAGCAAGAACCGGCUGCAAACACGGUGUCAACGGUCAGCGCAGAAGGCCGCACUCAAUCCGUUCCACCGGCCACGGCGGGAUCGUCCCAGGCUGGCCAAGGCCAGUGCGUCCUCUGGAUUACUCUGUGGUCUGACACUCUGCACCACAUCCGAAGCUCCAAGGAAGCAGACUCUACUCUCGACGGCUGUAGUGCUGGUUUACGGCGCCGGCAGCGUGCCCUACCUGUGUAGGGCGCUGAUUGACUCGUGUUCACAGAACCAUUUCGUGACCGAGCGCUUCGCCAACCUGUUGGCGAGCAAAAAGGAACGGGCUGAUUACCGAGUCAGCGGAUUGAACGGGGGAACGACCAGAAUCAGUCACCUGGUGCGCGCGAUGGUCAAGUCCCGCGUUGGCAACUUUGCUGCCGACCUCGAGCUCCUGGUGGCGCCGAAGAUCACUGGCGACGUGCCGGUGAAGACGAUCGACAUCGCUGGGUGGAACCUGCCACCAGAUGUUGAACUUGCGGAUCCCAACUUCAACCAGCGAGGCCGGGUUGACAUGCUGCUCGGAGCAGGCAUAUUCUGGGAUCUUGUGAAGGCUAAACGAAUCACGCUGGCGGCGAACCUCCCAUCGCUCAGAGACACGGAACUGGGCUGGGUGGUCGGUGGCGUGAUGUCUGAAGGAACACCAGUGAUCGCACGUACGUUCUGCACCGUGAACGAAGACGAAGAGCUGAACAAGCUGCUGAACCGGUUUUGGGAGAUCGAAGGAGUUGAAGAUCUGCGGCGACCGGUGACGUCGACAGCUGAAGAGUGUCUCGAGCACUUCCGGAGCACGUACAGUCGGAAGCCAGACGGGAGGAUUGUUGUUCGUCUCCCGUUCAACGAGCGCAAGAGGGACCUGGGCCGGCGGCUUGAUCAGCAACCCGACCUGAAACAAGAGUACGCCAAGUUUAUUCACGAGUACAAGCAGCUUGGACACAUGAAGGAAGUCGAUGUCGCACCGUCCGAACCACCUGGAUCCGCGUACUACCUGCCGCAUCACUGCGUCUUGCGGCCCAGCAGUACAACAACGAAGUUGAGAGUCGUGUUUGACGGCUCUGCGAAAACGUCGACUGGAGUGUCCAUAAACGACGCGCUGAAGGUUGGCCCUACGGUACAAAACGACCUGCUGUCGAUCCUGCUGAACUUCCGCUGCUACCGUUACGUCUUCACCACGGACAUCCCGAAGAUGUUCCGUCAGAUUGAGCUGCACCCCGAUGACACGCCGUACCAGCGCAUACUUUGGCGUGACGACCGAUCGCAGCUGUUAAAGGUGUUCGAACUCAAGACGGUGACUUACGGCCUGGGGUCAUCUCCGUUCCACGCGACGAUGGCGUUGAACCAGAUUGCGGAGGAUGGCGAGAAGGAGUUCCCGUUGGCCUCGGCGGCAUUGAAGAAAUCGUUCUACGUGGACGACGGACUCUGCGGAGCGCAGAGUGUGGAAGCAGCCCGAUUGCUGAGUCGAGACUUGCGCAAGCUGCUGAACACCGGCGGCUUCGACGCGCACAAAUGGUGCGCAAACGAUCCAGCGAUUCUCGAGGAAGUCCCGGAGAUCCUCUGGGGAACAACGUUCGACUUGAAGGACGCGGCUGCCAAGUCGGUCGUGAAGACGCUGGGUGUGGCGUGGAACGCGUCGCAGGACUGGUUCACCUUCACCGUGCUGCCCCCCGAGGAGGAGACGAAGCCGCUGACGCGGCAGAAGGUGCUCAGCGAAAUUGCCAAAUUCUUUGAUCCACUUGGCCUGGCUGGUCCGGUGGUGACAACUGCGAAGCUGAUCUUGCGGAAGGUCGGCACGUUGAAGAACAUCGGCUGGCUUGACCCGGUUCCGGAUAGUGUGGCCAACGAGUGGCGUCGAUUCCGGGAGCAGCUGCCUGCACUGAACGACUUUCGGGUCUCCCGGUGGGUCUACGACGAAAGAGCAGAACGCGUGGAACUCCACGGUUAUUCCGAUGCGUCGGACGAUGCGUACGGCGCGAGCGUGUACGCACGCAACAUUUACCCGGAUGGCGAUAUCACGAUGCGGCUGAUUUGCAGCAAGUCAAAGCUCCUCCCGAAGAAGGUCAAGAACGUCCCGAAAGAAAUCAGCACUCCAAAGGGCGAACUUGAGGGUGCGCUGCUUCUCGCUGAACUGGUUGACAAGCUGGUAAACGCCGUCGAUGUUUGCUUCGAUUCGGUGAACUUUUGGUGCGACUCGCAAGUGGUGCUGAGCUGGAUCGCGAAGAAGCCCGACCUGGAACUGUUUAUGGCCAACAGAGUGAGGAAAAUCCAGCAGCUGACCAGCAAGUACCGGUGGGGAUACAUUCCGACGGAUGACAAUCCUGCCGACCUGAUUUCGAGAGGCGUGAUGCCCCAGAACCUGAUCAAGCGGGAGAUUUGGAAGGACGGGCCGGUGUCGAUGAACAGUCGCACUAUCGAGAUAGUGCAGCCCCCUCUUCUCGACGGCGCAGAACUUCCAGGAUUGCGAUCCACGAAGUGUCUGGCGCUAGCGGCGCCGAUUGAACGAUUGCGGAUCUUUGACAAGCUCGGGGAUUUCCGUCGACUGCUGCGCAGCAUGAGCAUUGUGGUGCGGUUUGCGAACUACAUCAUCUCAAGAAGGAAGGUUGUGGUAAAGGGCCUGCCGACGAGCGAGGAGCGCGCGGCGGCGCAGAAGCUAAUCUUGCGCUUGGUGCAACGAGAGGCGUUCCACACCGAGCUGCUGGCGUUGAAGGAGAACCACUCGCACCGUUUGCGAGGACUGAACCCGUUCAUCGAUCCUGACGACGGCCUUCUGAGAGUUGGCGGUCGAAUCAAACAAGCUUUCGUGCCGUACGACAGCCGGCACCAGAUCCUGAUGCCUGCCAAGCACCCUGUCACGGAAUCGUUUAUCCGCUACGAGCACGUGAAGAACCUCCACGUGGGCCAGAAGGGCCUGCUUGCGCUGAUACGCCAACGCUUUUGGCCGAUGAACGUCAAGACGACUAUCCGGAAGGUGAUUCGAGGGUGCGUGACGUGCUUCCGAGUUAAUCCAAUGAAGACGGCCCAGCUGAUGGGAGACCUCCCGUCCUACCGAGUACAACCGGCCCCUGCGUUCUUCCACACCGGUGUCGAUUUCGCAGGACCGUUUCUGAUCAAGUCGCUGACCGCAGCACGAAGGCCGAUGAUGACGAAGGGGUACGUGUCCCUCUUCGUGUGUAUGAGCACGCGAGCUAUACACCUGGAGCUGGUCUCAAGUCUCACGACGGAUGCCUUCCUCGCCGCCUUGCGGCGGUUCACUGGACGUCGAGGCCUGGUGAACAAGAUGCACUCCGACAACGCAACCAACUUCGUUGGGUCGGAGACCGAGCUCGAGCGACUGGCCAAGUUGUUCGCCGAGGAGCAGCACAUCGAAAGGGUGGAGGAGUUCUGCAGCAGCCACGGAAUCACCUGGAGCUUCAUCCCGCCGCGCAGCCCGCACUUCGGUGGGAUCUGGGAAGCUGGGGUGAAAUCGGUCAAGCAUCAUCUAAAACGAGUAGUAGGCAACCAGAAACUCACCUUCGAAGAGCUGACUACCGUGCUGGUGCAAAUUGAAGCCGUGCUGAAUUCGCGGCCCUUGACGCCGUGCUCGGACGACCCGAACGAUUUGACCGCAGUGACUCCAGCACACUUUUUGAUCGGGCGAGAGAUGCGCGCGGUUCCCGAGCCGUCCUAUCUCCACCUGAAGCAGUCGGCGCUGUCCCGCUGGCAACACGUGCAGGCAAUGCAGCAGCAGUUCUGGAAGCGGUGGAUUGCGGAGUAUUUGCCGGAGCUGCAGAACCGCCAAAAGUGGUUCAAAAACACCAAGAUCCAGCCGGGCGCUUUGGUGCUGAUCAGCGACCCGAACGCUCCGCCGAUGCAGUGGCAACUUGGUCGAAUCAUCGCGCUGCAUCCCGGAAAGACGACGUCACCAGGGUGGUGA